Messenger RNA from Lucilia sericata (common green bottle fly), 779 nucleotides. RefSeq lists its product as uncharacterized. NCBI's taxonomy places the organism in Eukaryota, Metazoa, Arthropoda, Insecta, Diptera, Calliphoridae. The transcript is spliced from 4 exons. The record is from RefSeq and is a predicted model, not a curated record. Bases 132 to 758 code for a protein of 208 amino acids.
AUAUAUGUUAAGGAUAUCAAUUUAUGGUGAUUUUUUUUUUGUUUGACCAACAAUUUAAAAAAAAUAUAUACAUAUUUAUUAUUUAUAUUAUUAGGCAUUGAACAACUUAGGAAUAUUGUUCAUUGAGUGAUAUGUUUUUAAAUUAUUUUGGUCAACCAACUCUAUUAACUCCUAUUAAAACGUAUCUAAAUUUUGAAGAGUUUCAGAAAGCUCCUCUAUUAUUAUGCCACAAUACAGCUUUGGAGGGAAAACUUUUGCCAAAGGAUUACUCGGGAAAUAUAUACGCCACCGAGGAAAUAUUAAAUGCAAUUAAACAGAAGAAAUAUAAGUUAAACACUUCUCAUACUCAGCCUAUAUGCCCGAAUGAAGUUUAUAAUAUUAACCUAAAUGGUGUUGAAAAUCCACAUUUAGUAAAGAAUAUUGAAUUGACAGCAAUUCCAUGGGAUAAAGAAAAUGUUAUAUAUUUGAUUAAAGCUGACAACAUUACCAACUUAUUGACCGAUAUAAUUACCGAAGACAUGGAUGUUCUUAUACAGAAUAAAAUUUUACGCAACAGUAUUAAAAGUGGUAUAGAUGUUCUAUAUGUUAACGAUGGAGUGUACCAUAAGUCUGCAGAGCUAAAAACGUAUCCCUCAGAAUGUUUGCUAGGAGCAUUGGUUACUUUGGUACGACCACGUUUAGUUCAGGGUUUAUUAAGCGACGAAUCAUUGCCACAACAUAUCUUAAACUGUUGUGAGGAUAAUUCAUGUGUAAUUUAAUAAAUAAAACUUUGAAUUGUA